AUGUUCGUGAAUCUGCUGCAAGGCGCCGGGACGAUGGGUCAGAACGUCGGUGCGCAAGAGCAACAGCAACAGCAACAGCAACAGCAACAGCAACAGCAACAGCAACAGCAACAGCAACAGCAACAGCAACAGCAACAGCAACAGCAACAGCAACAGCAACAGCAACAGCAACAGCAACAGCACCAACAACAGGGCUGGCCUGUACCCGCGGCUCGGACGGCGUAUCGGUAUCCUUCAGCGCAAAGCGCAGGACCGAGUGCGCACCAGUUCCAGCAAGGAUCGAGCACCGGCGGUCACCACCAUGUCCCACACGGCGGGGGACUCGGAGCACAUCCGAUGAAUCCAGCGAGCUACUACCAGCCACAAUAA
Coprinopsis cinerea okayama7#130 is the source of this 369-nucleotide messenger RNA. RefSeq lists its product as hypothetical. Lineage: Eukaryota; Fungi; Basidiomycota; Agaricomycetes; Agaricales; Psathyrellaceae. The transcript has a single exon. The record is from RefSeq and is a predicted model, not a curated record. Bases 1 to 369 code for a protein of 122 amino acids.